CCGCUGCCGCUGCCGCUGCUGCUGCUCAUGUCGAGCUCCGGGAUCCCAUUUGCUGCCGGGACGUCCCGUUCCUCUUCUCUGUCUUACACACCUCCUAGUUUUCAAUGGCCGGCUCCGCCGCCGCAGCUCUCCUGUGUGCCGCCUUGACACACCACCUCUCGUCCCGGCUCUGGGAGCUCGGCUCCAUCCAGACGCGCCAGCUCUGCGCCGAGACCGUGUGCUGGCUCGUCCUGCCCGUGCUGGUCCGGUCCCAGGCGCGGUCACGCACCACCACCUGGAACUUCCGCUCGAUCUCCAAGGCCGCUUCUCCUGUCAUCUGGAGCUUCCACUCCCUCUUCAACGCCGCUUCGCCCGUCAGCUGGAAGCCGCCUCGACGUAGUAAAAAUGUCUCCAACGCAAUAUGGGUCUUUGCUGCCGGAGCUGCCGCCGCCGCCUGCUAUCAUGCAGAGGCUGGCGUGCCUGGCCUGCUUCCGGCCCUGACUCCCCUUCUGCUAAUCACCGAGAACCGGCUUCGCCCUGAGCUGCAAGUCCUCGCUUCGGCCGAACCGUGGUCUCUCUUGUCUCCCCUCGCUAACACGGUCUGGGGCACGGGGCUCGCAGCCGCGGUUGCCAUCUUCGCUCUGUCCAACUGGGGUCUGCAGGAGUGUCUGCUCUCGGCCGCGCUGCUAGGUGCCCUGGUGCGCGUCUACAUCCAUCUCUUGCCCGCAGCGAGCUCAACGGCGACCACGAAAACGACGGCGACGACGCUGGGCUGCCGCGACGGCGCGGCCGUCAACGUCGAGGAAGCCAUCGUCGACAUCUCGCUGUGUGUCGUGCCCAUGCUGGCCGCGGCGCUGCUGCUGCAAGCUCUCGCGUUUGGCCUGCCGGGCAACAUGGUCGCGGGCAUCGUGCCGACUCUGGUCCUCGGCCUGGCCAAGGCCCUGUCUUGGUAUUUCACGAUUCGAACGGCCCACUCGGCGUCCUGGAGGAUUGCCGCUCCCAUCACCGUCUUUGGCAUCGUGGCGGCGCAGGACCCCUUUCUGCAGUCGACAGAAACCCAGGCGCUGGGGGUGCUGGCCGCGGCUUUCCUGACCCUGGCCCAGGUCAUCGCCAUGCUUCCCAGGCAGACGAAGCGUAAAUGGGCGCUCUGGGCGCUCUUCCUGCUCCCAUUGGGCCCCUAUCUCGCCAACAUCUCCGCCAUUAAGGCCGCACAGGCCGCAGCCACCCAGGAUUGGGGCACCGCCGAGCACCAACACCCCGUCGAGGCCCUAAUGCGCGCGGCGCGGGAGCAGUUCGACCAGAAGCUAGCACGGCAGUCCAAGGACUUCGCGACGGCCGAAGCCGAGUACGUGAGGCGGUACGGCGUGGAACCACCGGCGGGGUUCGAGGCCUGGCACACGUUCGCCACAGCCCACGGGUCGCUGCUGAUCGACGACUUCGAUACCAUCUUCGAUUCAGUCUCGCCCUUCUGGCGGCUGAGCGGGCGCGAGGUGCGGCAGACCCUGGCGGACGCGUACGCAACACCAGGCAUGGACGUGUUCCACUGCGCCUUCUCGGGCCACACCGCACGCACCGCCUGCCGCCACCCGAAGCGCUCCGUGACAUUCGACCGCAACAUCGGCCUGUCCCUGACGCAGCUGCUGGCGCCGCUUGCCGGCACCGGCGCCCUGCCCGAUAUCCAGCUGCUCGUCAACCGCCUCAACGAGCCGCGCGUGGUCGUGCCGCCGCCCGCCACCAGCGACGCGACCUGCCGCCCUACGAACUUCACAGUCACCGACCUGUCGCACCGCCCGACCUGGGACGCGCUGACACGGCACUGCUCUGCUGGCCUCGCACCCUCAUCCAACGCCACCACCACCACCACCACUACCACCACUUCCCCAAACAGCAACAGCAACAGCAACAGCAACAGCAACAGCAACAGCAAUAGCAACAACAACAACAACAACAACAACGACGACAACAACAGCAACAACAACAAAAUCAACACCUACGGCCUACCCUUCCUCUCAGACCUCGCCUCCGCGACCGACCUAUGCCUCCACCCCGAAUACAGCCGCCAGCACGGCCUGCUCCAGUCGCCGACAACCUUCAGCCUCAUCCGCGGGCUCGUGCCGAUCCUGUCGACGGGCCGCGCGUCCACCAUGGGCGACAUGCUGUUCCCGGCGCCGGCCUACGGCGAGCCCGAGUUCGCCUACGACGCCCGCCGCGACGUGCCGUGGGCGGCCAAGCGCGCCGCGCUGUACUGGGCCGGCUCGACCACGGGCGGGUUCGCGGGGCGCGACGGCUGGUGGGCGAGUUUCCACCGCCAGCGCUUUGUUGCGCUGGCGGCGAAUCGCGGCGGCAGGGUGCACGCUGCGGCUGCUGCUGGGGGUGCUUCGGGGGGUGGGGAUGGCAUCGCACGGGUGCUGUCGGGGUUCCUCGACGGGCGGCUGUACGACGUGGCGUUCACGCACGUGUUCGGCUGCGCGAGCUGGCGCGAGUGCCGCGAGCAGCGCGGCGCGUUCGGCACGCGGGCGUGGGCGGACCGCCACGCGCCGCUGCGGUCGCAGCUGGUGUUCGACGUCGACGGCGACGGGAUCAGCGGCCGCUUCUACAUGCUGCUGGCGUCGCGGUCCGCGCCGCUCAAGCUCACCCUGCUGCGCGAGUGGCACGACGACCGCCUCGCCCCAUGGGUGCACUAUGUUCCUGUCAGUAUGGGGCUUGAGGAGCUGCCUGAGCUGGUGUUUUAUCUCACGUCGACUGACGCGGGCCGUCAGCGCGCGAGGGAGAUUGCCGACCGCGGCCGCGAGUGGUUCGCUAAGGCGUUCCGUGAUGUCGAUCUGACGAUUUACUUGUAUCGCCUGAUGCUGGAGCUGGCGAGGCUGCAGGAUCCGGACCGGGAGGCGCUGAUGCCGUAGUAAUGUGUUGGCUUUUGGUGUUUCUUUCUAGACAUUUAGACUUGGAACUA
Molecule: messenger RNA, 2929 nt
Organism: Lasiosphaeria miniovina
Lineage: Eukaryota; Fungi; Ascomycota; Sordariomycetes; Sordariales; Lasiosphaeriaceae
Exons: 4
Coding region: 105-2879 (924 amino acids)
Source: RefSeq, a predicted model, not a curated record